CCGUGAGUUCCCUGGCCCCACCCAUUUCCUGCUGUCAAUUUUGGUCCCGCCUGUCCCCGCGCUGAGCCAGUUCCGCUUCCGACGGCUUUGGCGUUAUAGCGCUCAGGGUCGCCAUGGGCAAGUCGGAUUUUCUGAGCCCCAAGGCCAUCGCCAAUAGAAUUAAGUCCAAAGGGCUCCAGAAGCUUCGCUGGUACUGCCAGAUGUGCCAAAAGCAAUGCCGCGACGAGAAUGGCUUUAAGUGUCACUGUAUGUCUGAAUCGCAUCAAAGACAACUGUUGCUGGCCUCAGAAAACCCUCAGCAGUUUAUGGAUUAUUUUUCAGAGGAAUUCCGAAAUGACUUUCUGGAACUUCUGAGGCGACGCUUUGGCACUAAAAGGGUCCACAACAACAUUGUCUACAAUGAAUACAUCAGCCACCGAGAGCACAUCCACAUGAACGCUACUCAGUGGGAGACGCUGACCGACUUUACCAAGUGGCUGGGCAGAGAGGGCUUGUGUAAAGUGGAUGAAACACCAAAAGGCUGGUACAUUCAGUACAUAGACAGAGACCCAGAAACCAUCCGCCGGCAACUGGAAUUAGAAAAAAAGAAGAAGCAAGAUCUGGACGAUGAAGAAAAAACUGCCAAAUUCAUUGAGGAGCAGGUGAGAAGAGGCCUGGAAGGGAAAGAGCAGGAGACACCUGUUUUUACAGAAUUAAGCCGAGAAAAUGAGGAAGAAAAAGUUACAUUCAAUCUGAAUAAAGGCGCGGGUGGCUCAGCGGGAGCUACAACAUCCAAGUCAAGCUCUUUGGGACCAAGUGCACUGAAGCUGCUGGGGAGUGCAGCAUCUGGGAAACGGAAAGAGUCUUCACAGAGCUCCGCCCAGCCGGCAAAGAAGAAGAAGAAGUCUGCCCUGGAUGAGAUCAUGGAGAUUGAAGAGGAAAAGAAAAGGACCGCACGGACAGACUCCUGGUUACAGCCGGGGAUCAUUGUGAAGAUUAUAACCAAGAAGCUUGGGGAGAAAUACCACAAGAAGAAAGGGGUGGUUACGGAAGUGAUUGACAGGUACACAGCUGUGGUGAAGAUGACUGACUCUGGAGACAGGCUGAAACUGGACCAGACGCAUUUAGAGACAGUCAUUCCGGCCCCAGGGAAAAGGGUUCUAGUUUUAAAUGGAGGCUACAGAGGAAAUGAAGGCACUCUCGAAUCCAUCAAUGAGAAGGCUUUUUCGGCCACGAUAGUCAUUGAAACUGGACCUUUGAAAGGACGCAGAGUUGAAGGUAUUCAAUAUGAAGACAUAUCUAAACUUGCUUGAGUUUGAAAAUUUGUUAACAACACAUUGAAACUUUGAAGCAUCAAAUUGAUGUUAGCCAAGGCACUGUGUAACUCUACUGUGUUAGGGGAUUUGUUUUGUAUAAAAAAAAAUCAUCUAUUUAAAUACUAGUGAAUAGUUGGGUAAAUUUAUAAUAAAAUCUUAUGUUUUUUUAAGUGUCAAAA
Messenger RNA from Mus caroli (Ryukyu mouse), 1474 nucleotides. It is a transcript of the gene Kin, whose product is annotated as Kin17 DNA and RNA binding protein. Gene Ontology annotation, cellular component: nucleus. The record is from RefSeq and is a predicted model, not a curated record. Gene Ontology annotation, biological process: DNA replication; DNA damage response. Gene Ontology annotation, molecular function: double-stranded DNA binding. Lineage: Eukaryota; Metazoa; Chordata; Mammalia; Rodentia; Muridae.